Molecule: messenger RNA, 2616 nt
Organism: Amphibalanus amphitrite
Lineage: Eukaryota; Metazoa; Arthropoda; Thecostraca; Balanomorpha; Balanidae
Exons: 2
Coding region: 57-1946 (629 amino acids)
Cellular component (GO): extracellular matrix
Source: RefSeq, a predicted model, not a curated record
UGGAGCACAGUCCCUGUGGCAGCGGUCACAGAUACAGGCAGCUACUCGCAGCGGAGAUGAAGCUGCUUCUCACUCUGACCGCCGUUCUGGCGUGCGCCGCCGCCAACGUGCGGGUCCGUCGUGGCGACUACAGCACCUUCACCGGCGACGCCAGCGCCAUCUCUGCAGGUGCCGGUGGCGCCCUCUCACCACCCGAUGGUGGCGCUACCUCUGUGUUCGGUAGCAGCCUGCAGGGCCAGGGUGCCUUCGGCCAGGCGAGCAAUGGAAACGGACGCCAGGAUUAUCCUGGAUACAGCACUCAGGCCGGACAGGCCAACGGAAACGGUGCCAAUGGAAACGGAAACGGUGCCAACGGAAAUGGCAACGGUGGACGUCAGGACUACCCCGGAUACAGCACUCAGGCUGGCAAUGGAAACGGAAACGGCAAUAGCAACGGUUUCGGAAACGGUGGAAACGGCAAUGGUAACGGUAAUGGGAACGGUGGUCGCCAGGACUACCCUAGCUACAACAAUGGUGCCAGCCGUCUCAAUGGGAAUGGAAACGGUAAUGUUAACGGUAACGGCAACGGCAAUGGAGACGGUGGUCGCCAGGACUACCCCAGCUACAACGGCGCCAGCCAGCCCAGUCGUGGAGUGAACGGUGGCAACAGGCGUGCCCAGAUCAGCCGCGGAAACGGCAACCGCAACGGAAAUGGUAACGGCAAUAGAAACGGCAACGGCAACCAGGCGUACCCGAGCUACUCCCAGAACGGCAGCUCUCAGCGCGGUGCGGCGGCCGCACGGCCUCAGGCUCAGUACGGCGCUCCCGCCACCGGAAACCGUGCCAAUGGCAACGGAAUCCGCGCCAACGGCAACGGAAUCCGCGGCAAUGGUAACGGAAUCCGCGGCAACGGCAACGGAAUCCGCGGCAAUGGUAACGGAAUCCGCGGCAACGGCAACGGAAACCGCGCCAAUGGAAUCCGCGCCAACGGUAACGGAAACCGCGCCAACGCUCAGUAUGGCGCCCCCGCGGCUGCUGCUGCCCCUGCUGCUUUCGGCGCUGCCCCCGCUCGUGGUGGCCUCUCCACUGUGUCUUCUGCUGCUGCUGGAGGCGCUGCCGGCGGUCCUGGCGCCUCUUCUGCCUUCUCUUCAGCCGCCGCCGGACCCUCGGGCUUCUCCGCUGCUGCAGGAGGCUCUCCUGGAGCCGUGUCGAGCGCCUUCGCUGGAGGUAACGGCGUCGGAACCGGUGCUGGUUUCGGAGGAGCUAACGGAGCUACCGGAGCCAAUGGUUUCUCGGGCGCCGCCAGCGGCCCCGCGCCCGGCGCUCUCCCUGCCGGCUCUCCGGGCUCCGGCUCGGACCAGUACCCUCGCCUGGGAGAGGGCGAGCCGAUGCCUUACGAGUUCCAGUGGGCCGUCCUAGAUCCGGAGAGCGGUAACGACUACAGCCACGAGGAGCGUUCGGAUGGGCGGCGCGUGGAUGGACAGUACCGCGUCCUUCUGCCCGACAGCCGCAUCCAGACGGUGACUUACUACGUGGAGGGCGACUCGGGAUAUGUGGUGGAGAUUGAGUACGAGGGCGAGGCUCAGUUUGAUGACGUCACUGGAGGCGAUGGAGCUGGAAAUGGACAGGCGGCCGCGGGAGACAAUGGUAAUGGAUUCCAGCAGGCAGCGAAUGGAAAUGGUAAUGGUAACGGUUACCAGCAGGGAGGUAAUGGUAACGGCUUCCAGCAGGGAGGUGUUGGAAACGGCAACGGCAACGGAUACCAGCAGGGUGGAAACGGCAACGGAUUCCAGCAGGGAGCCGCCGCUGGAAACGGAAACGGCUACCAGCAGGCUGGUGGAAACGGUAAUGGAAACGGCUACCAGCAGGGCGCCGCUGCCGGUAACGGAAACGGUUUCCAGCAGCCCCAGGGUGCUCCCAGCCGGUCUCCGCCGCGUAACAGCUACCUGGCCCCGUCCAGCUUCUAAUGACGUCAUAAAAUUAAAGCAGAUGUAAAAAAUUACGGCAAUGUAAAGUCAUAACUUUUUUUCUGGCAGCAAGGUUGAACAUUCCUAGAAAGAUAAUCUAUCAGAGGAAUGACCACGGAUCUUUCCAGUACAGAUGACUCACAAAGGUGCUCAGAUUGGUAUAAUUUAUUGUGCGCGAAUGUUUAUUUUCCUUUUUAAUGUCAUCUCUCACCACAAACAGUCAUCAGCGCCUCGUGCAGUAGAUUGUGUCAGCGUGUCAGACAUAUUGUGUCAGCGUGUCAGACAUAUUGUGUCAGCGUGUCAGACAUAUUGUGUCACCGUGUCAGACAUAUUGUGUCAGCGUGUCAGACAUAUUGUGUCAGCGUGUCAGACAUAUUGUGUCAGCGUGUUAGACAUAUGGUGUCAGCGUGUCAGACAUAUUGUGUCAGCGUGUCAUUCUGGCUUUGAGUGAGUGAGUUGUCUGUUGUCAGAGAGAUAUAUGUUGUAUUUAUGUGUGUCAACUGUCUGCACCGAUGACAUUUUGAACAGAUGUGUUUCAAGUCGUACAUCAAUAUCUGUCUAUAUCUCAUAUAAUCGACAGGGUGAGCAUUUAUUUCCGUACCAGAUGAAUCGCGCCUAUGUGACGAUCGCCAGUUCUUGUGAAAUAAAUACUCGACAUAUUACCAAUAAA